AUGGAGAAGUUCUACCAAGGGUUAGAACCAGUGACGCAGUCAGUUGCGAAUAAUGCAGCUGAUGGGUGGUUAUCGAGUCGAAUCGGUGGAGACCUCAGCCAAGGUCAAGGUGCUUAUAACAACUCUGGGAACUACAACAAUAAUUAUGGUGGUGCGAACCAAAGGAGCUACAACAACUUUGGGAACAAGAGUUCCAAUCCUUAUAUACCACCGAAAGGGCAGUCAACAGAGCAAGGUAGUUCGAAGGUUGAAUCAAUGCUUGUGAAGAUUCUAGCAAAUCAGUCUAAGUCUGAGAGGACUUUAUCUGGGCUGACAGAGACAGUGGGUUCCCAUACAUCGGCUAUUCAGAAGCUCGAAUCACAGAUGAGAGAUAUUUCUAGAGAGCAGCACCCUCCUAAAAAGGGAGGACUUCCGAGUGACACUAUUCCAAAUCCAAAGAAUGGGGGAGGCGGUGUAGACCGUGUGUUUGCCAUCACUACUAGGAGUGGUAAAAUGCUCCAAGAGGCUGAUGAGAAGGUGAUUGAUCUUGAGCUGAUAGAUGAAGAGGAUGAGGUGCAGUCUGAAGCACCCAUUAUUGUUGAUGAAAAUGCUACUGACAAGAAGGUUGCUGAUAUUCCGGAGAUUGCAAAGGCAGCUGAGAACAUGAGCAAGCAGCCUGUGAAAGGGGCUCUCCGCCCUUUGACUCAGCUUUUCAAAUCUACACCACCCUUUCCUCAGAGGUUGGUAAAGAAGAAGGAAGAUGCUAAGUUCAUGAAGUUUUAUGAUCAGCUGAAGCAGUUAUCUCUAAAUUUCCCCUUCUCGGAUGCUGUCAAGGAGAUGCUCGAUUUUGCUAAAUAUUUGAAGGACUUGCUGACCAAGAAGAAAACGGUUCAACAUGAAACCGUAAGUUUGACUCACACUGUGAGUUCCAUCAUCUCAACUACUACUGUUCAGAAGAAGGGAGAUCCUGGGGCGUUUGGGAUGCCAAGGGCGACGACUAUGAGGUUACAAAUGGCCGAUAGGUCUAUCAAAACCCGUGGGGUGGUUGAUGAUGUACUUGUGCGGGUUAGUGAUUUUAUGUUGCCCGCUGAUUUUGUAAUUCUUGACUGUGCUGUUGAUAGGGACAUUCCUAUUAUUCUGGGGAGACCUUUCCUUGCUACAGGGAGAGCUCUGAUAGAUUCGAAGAAAAAUGAAAUCAAGUUCCGAGUCAACGAUGAAGAAGUGACUUUUUAG
This is a messenger RNA of Lycium ferocissimum, 1212 nucleotides long. RefSeq lists its product as uncharacterized. The transcript is spliced from 3 exons. The coding region runs from base 1 to 1212 and encodes 403 amino acids. The record is from RefSeq and is a predicted model, not a curated record. NCBI's taxonomy places the organism in Eukaryota, Viridiplantae, Streptophyta, Magnoliopsida, Solanales, Solanaceae.